AUGCCGGCCAUUCCUAUAUCUCCUAACGUGGUUGAUUUGUGCUCUGACUCUGACGACGAGUCUGAGGCCAACACUCCCACCCCCCAAGGUUCUCAGUUCAAUCGCGAUGGCGAGUCUCCACCUAGAUCACCACUUCUCCCAUGGGGGCCUGGUGACUUUUCAGUCACUACAAAUGAACCUAUCUCCGGACGCGUUCAUUCCGGAAUCGACAUCGACACGCUCGAAGAAGAAAUUCACCUGAUUCCGCCGGGCAUGAUGUACUGUCGUGGUUGCAAACUUUCCCCAUACGAAUUUGAUGAAGAUGGCAACGAAAUACCACGUGAAGUGACAAACGAAAGACGAGACAAGAUCAUCAGGGCCAAGCUCAAGGCGCAAGAAGAGGCAAAGAGGGCUGCUGCAGAUAACAACACCAAUGCAACGAACACUGUUCCUCUUGGUAGCCAAAAUGUGACGAUACACAAUGAGGUUCCCAACCCACCAGGGACUAGCAGGACGAUCCAGCGACGCACCACCAUAGCCAGCCCCACCCGGGUCGUCGACUUGAGCACCCCCGAUGAUCAAAGUGCAGCCAGCCGUACUGAGCCUAGCAGCAACAACGAAGAUGGCCUGCACGUACGUCCAACACCGGUGCCACCGCAGGGAAUGUCUUUUGUCCAAGAUUCAGCUCGAGCGGCUCUCCGAUCUCUACCCACGAGCAAGAACAAAGGCAAGGGCAGAGACCGAGAACCCAUCGCUGCAAUCGACCUCUCAUUGCUUGAAUCUGACGAUGAUCCCAAUAGCCGCUCUGAUCCAGAACAUCAUAAUAGCAGUCUGAGUGGUGAUGAAGAUUUGAGGAGAGCGAUUGCGCUAUCCCUCCAGGAUGACCCAACUCCAGACACUGUAGACGGGCCUGCUGCUUCAUCGUCAAGCAGCAACGCACUAACAAACAGAGUCAGUCAGACAGCAAGACAAGCUUCCAUCGUGUCUGUGACAAGAACGCCUACGGACAACCUGGCGAGGGAAGCUGGAGAGACUCAGAGUAAAGGUACUUCGUUGAACACUGAAUCCGACAUUUUUCUUGCGAGAUCUAACGUGACUUUCCCAGGACAACAAGGCGGCUUGCCCACCAUAGACAACAGAACAUUGUCUUCGAACGACUCAAACGUAGCACUGCCCACUCCGUUUGGCCUGACUGGUCUUGAUCGCAAACAGAUGGAAGCUGAGCGUCUAGCGCGUCUCAAGAGAAAGCGACAAGGUGAAGAAGACAAUGGUUCUGGUAUUGGGAACAAGGUGGCGUGUGUUGAGGAUGUGGGAUCGCGAUCACAAGCAACCAUCUCACCGCCACCGCCUCGACGCUUUCAAGAAAAGACCCGAGGCGUUCCGGUCCAUAGCCAACAACUCUCUACGUCAGCGACGGGCCCAGCUUUCAAGAACACCAGUGAAAGUGCAAGAGACAGAGACCCCAUGAGAGCGGCUCCUGUCACUGCGAGGAUUGAGCACCCAAGAAGCACAUCGAGCUACUACCCGAAGGGCGUUGUUUUGAAGACACGUAUUGCUGGCUAUGAUACAACCAACACCAUCGACUUCGCCACCCUUAUCUCGCCGUCCUCUUCACUUGAGUCGUGCCUGUUGUCUUCUUUUAUCUGGGACUUUGACUGGCUCUUCCCGCACUUUGACACGAAGCGUACCAAGUUCCAACUUGUCAUGCACGCAAAGGCCUCCGGACAGCGAGAGGCUUUGAUGGCGGACUUCCUCGGCAUUCCGAAUGUGCGGUUGUGUUUCCCACCCAUGGAUGGAAACGUCAAUUGCAUGCACAGCAAGCUGAUGUUGUUCUCAUACAACGAUGACGCCGAGGACGAGGGCGCCAGCUCCGGCUGGAAAGGGCCGAGAUGUCGCAUCGUCGUCCCGACAGCGAAUCUCGUCGGCUUCGACUGGGGCGUCGGCGGGUUCAUGGAAAACACGGUCUGGCUCAUCGAUCUGCCUGUCAAGACACGUCCGAAGCUCGCGACUCCGACAGGCACUACAUCAGGUCAAGGUCAGCAGACACAGUUUGAGAAGUCGCUGAUAGGGUUUCUGAAAGCGCAGACUGUCCCCGAGGACGUGAUCGAGAGGCUGGAGCAGUUCGAUUUCAGCGAGACGGCGCAGCUGGGCUUUGUGCACACCAUCGGCGGCAUGCACGUCGGGGAAAGCUGGAGAAGCACUGGGCUUUGCGGGUUGAGCCAAGUCAUCACCGACCUGGGACUUGCGAGCCGCGGACCCAUCGAGAUGGAUUGUGUGACAUCUUCACUUGGAAGUUUGACUGACGAGUUCAUGCGCUCCAUGUAUCUGGCUGCUCAGGGGGACGAUGGACUGGCCGAGUACGAGAGACGCACACUGUCAUCCAGGACAGGCUCGGGAGGACGGCUGCGAGUGCAAGGACGCGACGACUGGAAGGAGAGGAUGCGGGUCUACUAUCCAAGCGACGAAACUGUCAGACGCUCGAAAGGGGGACCCAGCAAGGCGGGGACCAUCUGCUUCUCAUCGAAGUGGUGGCAGAAUGGGAAAUUUCCAAAGGCCAACCUGCGGGACUGUGUUAGCGUUCGAGAAGGUUUGCUCAUGCACAAUAAGCUCAUGUUUGUGCGAUAUGCUGCGCCGGUGGAGCCCCGUCGUGGCGGGAACAUGGGAUGGGCAUACGUGGGCAGUGCCAAUUUGUCCGAGAGCGCCUGGGGCCGAUUGGUGCAAGACAGAGCCACCAAGCAGCCUAAGCUGAACUGCCGCAACUGGGAAUGCGGAGUCAUCCUUCCACAUGUAGCAGAGACCAGCAGCUCUGGCACCGGCAGGCUAGACACAGGUGACCAGCCAGGCCUCGUGCUGUUCGACCAGCUUGUGCCACUCCCGAUGAGAGUCCCGAGCGAGCGGCUCGAAGGGAGGAAGCCAUGGACCAUGUUUGACUGA
Molecule: messenger RNA, 2913 nt
Organism: Capronia epimyces CBS 606.96
Lineage: Eukaryota; Fungi; Ascomycota; Eurotiomycetes; Chaetothyriales; Herpotrichiellaceae
Exons: 3
Coding region: 1-2913 (970 amino acids)
Biological process (GO): double-strand break repair; single strand break repair
Cellular component (GO): nucleus
Molecular function (GO): 3'-tyrosyl-DNA phosphodiesterase activity; double-stranded DNA binding; single-stranded DNA binding
Source: RefSeq, a predicted model, not a curated record